GCAGCACCUGCCAAAGGGAGAGCCCUUCACGCUGUGCCUGCCCCACCCCUUCCUCUCUAUGGGGGAAGGGGGCUUUGAGACUGAGGUGCACCGGGUUACUGACUUUGCCACCGACAAUGGGAUUCUGCUGUGUCCAUGGAUAAAUCAGCACAUUAAGGAAGCAGACUAGAAACAGAGACAGAAAUUUCUCUGUGGAAAGAGACCUUGGGCAGAGUGGGACAGAAAUGUGGUGCUGGGCCAAGCCUGCAGCAAAAGGGUGACAACCUGGUUCUCACGUUGUGCCCUUGUCUCCAUCUGUGCCAUGGGAUUAGGCCUGAUCCUCUAACAGAGCCUGAAACAAAGUGGAAUCCCAGAAUGCUUUGCGAAUUCUCCCUUCGGAGAGCAUUGUGCAAUACGAAGCUGUCCCUUCUGGGGUCAGAGAGAAAUAUGUGGAAGCAUCUUUCUAGAAAGCUCUGGAAAAGGAGGUACCCAUAAGUCAUUAGAGGUGAAGCUGUUGUUUUAAGUGCUUGGCUAUGAGGACAGCCAGGAGCUAAGGCUGUCCGUAUCAUACCAGUUCUCAGAGCAGGGACCUGAGAUGGCACACCACCAACCACUAGGGGGUGUGACACCACAAACACACAUACAUGCACACACACGCACCCACGCACCCAUGCACCCACGCACCCAUGCACCUACGCACCCAUGCACCCACGCACCCAUGCAUGCGCCUCAGCCUCCUAAAGAGAGGCCCGCAGAGAGGAGAGAGCAUCGGUUAUGGAGCUAGCCAGGCUUGGGGAGAUCUCCCUACCUGCUCCAGGCACAGGAACCAUGACGUUUUUGAGGUACUGAGAAAAGAGCACGAUGAGGAAGAUGGUCCUGAAACAGAAACAGAUGGCCACACCCACUUUGUUCCUUCAAUCUCAGUCUCACCGGUGACUGGCCCUGCGCUGUGCAGUCAGCGACCCUCUGUGGCAUCAGGAACUGAGGUGAGUAGAGAUAAAUGUAAUUCAGUAGACACAGACACGAGGAUUCCAUCCCAUCCCAAGAGUGAAUUAAACCACCGAGCACUGAUCAAUGACAGCAGAGGUUAACACGACAGGGCUUUCUCUGUUAAUCAAUACUGUGGGAAACCUUGGCCAGCAGAAAGAGCUAAUAAUGUAGCACAGACAGAACUGGUUUUGUGGCUCAUUAUGCUGGGAUUCUUGAGGGCCAGGUUAGGGAAAUGGAAGUGACAGCCCCCACCCCUGGCAGCCAGAACUCAGCCCUGCGUUAUACAGUAGGACUUGUAGAAUUUCUGUGAAUGCCCAAGAAGGUUUAGAAAUGGUUUAGGAAAUGGUUUAGAUUGGGAUUUCUGCCUCAUAGUAUUUCUUUUUUCAAACAGCCUUUUCAGGAUAGAAAAGUCAUCCUUCAUCCAUGGCCAUAAAAGGACAGGCCAUAGAGGCUGGAGAGAUGGCUCAGUGGUUAGGGGGUACUUGCUGCUCUUAUCAAGGACCCAGAUUUAUUUCCUAGCACCUACAUGCUGGCUAACAACCACCUUUAACUCCAGUUCCAGAGGAUCUGAAGUCCUCUUCUGGCCUAUGAGGUCACUACAUGCAUGUGGUAUACAUACAUACAUACAUACACACACGAAGGGAAAACACUCAUACAUAUAAAAAUAAAACAGGUCAUAGGUGAGAUUUGGUCCAAGACCCACAGUUUUCUGACUCCUGAUAUAGGGCUCCCCACAUAUCACAAAAACAAUGCAUUGAAGAAAAUAUGAAUGUCACUUGCACGCUGCCUCCUGGAAGACUCAGGAGUGGUGUCAAGACCUAUCUGUCCUCCAUUCCCAUGGUCUCCAUCCAAGCAGCUCCACAUCCUGCUGUCACCAUGUUUUGUUUUCUGUUUCUUACUGGAAUGUUUUUCUCUCUCCCUCCCAACACACACACACACACACACACACACUCUCUCUCUCUCUCUCUCUCUCUCUCACACACACACACACACACACUCUCACACACACUCACAUACACACACACUCACAUACACACACACUCACACAUACACACACAUACACACACACUCUCACAUACACACACACUCACACAUACACACACACAUACACACAGUCUCACAAACAACACACUAUCACAUAUACACACACUCUCACAUACACACACACUCACACAUACACACACACAUACACACAGUCUCACAAACAACACACUAUCACAUAUACACACACUCUCACAUACACACACACACACUCACACAUACACACACACAUACACACACUCUCACAAACAACACACUAUCACAUAUACACACACUCUCACAUACACACACACUAUCACAUAUACACACACACUCACAUACACACACACUCACAUACACACACACUCACACUCACACAUACACUCACAUACACACACACACUCACACUCACACACACUCUCACAUACACACUCUCACAUACACACACUCACACUCACACACACAUACACACAUACACACACUCUCACAUACACACACACUCUCACAUACACACACACUCACACACAUACACACAUACACACACACUCUCACAUACACAAACACACACACUCUCACAUACACACACACACUCUCACAUACACACACACACUCUCACUACACACACACACUCACACACACACACUCUCACAUACACACACACUCUCACAUACACACACUCACACACUCUCACAUACACACACAUACACACACUCACACACACACAUACACACACUCUCACAUACACACACGCACACACUCACACACACACUCUCACAUACACACACACUCUCACAUACACACACUCACACACACAUACACACACACUCACACACACACUCUCACAUAUACACACACACACUCUCUCACACACACACACACACACACACACACACACUGGGAUGCCAGCUUCUUGAGUGGAUUAAGUUGGAUUAAGUAAACCGUCUCUGGAAUAGGGAGCUGGAUAAUGAAUGGUGAGCAAGUGCCUCAGCUCCCGCAGCCAGCUCUCCCAUUACCUCUCGGAUCCUCUUCUGCCACUCCUCGGUGAAUUCAGGAGAGCUGGUGUUCACCAGGCUGGCAUUGAGAGUCCACUCUGGGCAUUUCCAGGCAGGAAGAGAGAGCAUGGCCAGAGAGGGAGCCACGAAGGCGAAGGUCCCUCCUUGAAGAAUGGGCAGCCUGAAGGAGGGAGGGCAAAGAUGUGGUUACCACCAAGAUCCUCCCACACUGGCCUGUCCCAGGCCCCAAGGUGCUUUGAAGCCCAAUCCCUAGCUCAGUGACAACACAUGGCAUGCUCCUUCAGUUGCAGAGAACUCCUGCUGAGUUCCAAGGCAAGGCCACGAAGCCUGAGUGACUCUGGACGGUUAGCAGCAGUGGUCAGGGGAAAGACAUCCAGACCCGGAUGCCGUGCCGGGAGGAGGGAGUCAGGCACUGUGUAAAGGCAGCAUGAACUGGGAGAAUACAGCAGGUACCGUCCUCCACCCAGAGCAUCUCCUGACCCCAGCACAAUUCACACGAUGCAGUUCUCCAUCUCAUGUCCCCAGCAAGCCACCUCCACACCGUUGAGAGCUGCGCAGCCUCCAAUCUGAGUUGCCCCUUGGUGCUCCUAGGAACCAAGGUCAAUCCCGGGCUUCUUCUCUCAGGUUCCUUACUACAGCAGGCUCGAGGGCCUCUCAUGUGUGUCACCUCCAAGCGACCCUCUGACUCCUGGGGCACUCCUUCCUCCAGCCUCUGGGACAACUAGCAGAGCUUACCCAGACUGCACAGAAGCCCAUGCAGUAAGUAAGCAGCCUCCAACAACUUGUCGGAUAGCAGCCCAGGUUCACCUACCUCAUCACCAUCUCUGGACAAUAGAAUUUGGGUGAAUAGAGGACUCCGCCAUCUUGAAUACAGCUGUCACCUUAACCAACUGAAUCUAAGCACUUGUGGGUGUGGGGUAUAGGUGUGGGGGUGCAUAGGUACAUGUCUUCAUAUAUGGUGGCCAGAUAUGUGGUGGCCACAUCCUGAAUGUGUGUCCGUAGGCCCUAUCUACAUCAUUAUGUUUUAACCACUUGUCUCUGUCUCCUCAUCCCCGGCCAUUACCAUAGCCAUUUUUUGUUUGAUUGUUUCGUCGGAUGGGUUGUCUGUUGUUGAUGUUUUAUUGUUGUUUUUGUGGGUUCUGGAAAUCAGUUCUGCAUCCUUGCAAAGCAAACAAACUCACUAUUCAUCUUUGAGCUCAGGUAAGGCCAACAUAUUUGGAUCACAGGGUGCAGAGAGGGUUGGAACAUACACCUGGAAUUGUGUUAAUAUACAUACAUGAAUGUAGGCGUGUAACUGUCUUCCUUUUAGGACCCCAAAGCUAAUGCCCCUGAGCUAGCGCCAUGGGGACAGAAAGGAGGAAGCGUAUAUUGUUGUAUGGAAGGUAAACACAGAACACAUCACACAAGACACAGAGCUCCCAGUUCACCAUUCAGCCAUAAUCCCACACAUCUGAUUCAUUCAUCAAAUGCUCGCCGAGGGCUUGCCCAGUGGCAGGCAUGAGGUGCAGGGGUCAGAGCGAGGAUGGAGAGGUAACACCCACUUGCACAGUCCUCACCCUUAUCCACGGUUUUCUUCUCCAUGGUUUCAGUUCCAUGAAGUCAAAUGUACUCUGACAACAUUAGUAUUUAUCUCAAGUCUUUAAAGGGAGAUCAUUAUCAUGAUAAGGUAUCAUAAUUGUUUUCAUAGUCAUAUUUUAUUCCUGGCCAUUGAAUUAAUCACCUACCUGCCUAUUCAUAGAUCAAGCUCUAUCGCUGGUGCAUAUGCACAGAACACAGCUUUACAGAGCUCAGCAUUAAGGUGCGAUUCCAAGUGGCCAUUGGGGUUUUGUAACUCUGCCUUCAGACAAAGAGGACCCAGCUCCACUCUUGGUGCCAUUUCUCUGGCAGAGCUACUCAUGCAGCCCUGGCCCCAUAGAGUGACAGUUCCUGAGAACUUGCCCUCUCUGGUCAUUAUACUCUGAUUAUAUUUGCAAACAACCCACCAUGGGAGUGAGUCCCUGAGUCCCAGUCGUUUCCUUGUCAUGGUGCCCAGGAGGGCAGGAAUUCAUCCAGCCCUGAAACUGCCACACCAAGAGCUUGCAGAGAGUUUUUUUAAAAAAUCAUUUGGGUUUCUUCUCUUUUUGUAGGUAUGUAAUAAAGCUUUUUACAAAUAUCCAUUGGUAUUUCAUUAGGCCAUCGAAGACGUGCAUUUGUUCGUGUGCUUUUAUGACCAUCUUUACUAUCUAUAAACACUGCAGAAUUUUGAUAUUGACAAAAUCCAGUUCUAGCAAUUCUUGCUUAA
This is a messenger RNA of Rattus norvegicus (Norway rat), 5283 nucleotides long. The record is from RefSeq and is a predicted model, not a curated record. NCBI's taxonomy places the organism in Eukaryota, Metazoa, Chordata, Mammalia, Rodentia, Muridae.